UUUAAAAAAAAAUUAUUUAUUUUUUUAUCAGCGGCUGGAGAUUCCCCGUCGAAGGAACCCAAUUCCAAUCACCGGAACUCGAGACCAAUCGGGAAGAAUGAUAUCUGCGACUGUUGCGAUAAUGGCGCGACCUUCUUCAAUGUUGCUGCUAGCAGCGCAAAGAGGCCAUCGGAUUCUUACUCCUGCAGCUUCAUUCUCUUCAUCUUCUUCUUCUUCAGUUUCCUCUCGCAAAUUGAUUCUGUACUCGAAGCCUGGAUGCUGUCUGUGCGAUGGGCUUAAAGAAAAACUACAGGCUGCCUUUCUGCUCGCCGGCCCUGAUUCUCUCCACGACGUUGAUUUACUGGUGAGGGAUAUUACUACUAAUCCUGAAUGGGAGAGAGCUUACCAGUAUGAGAUUCCUGUUCUGGCGAAAGUUCUCUCUGAUGGCUCGGAGGAAACUCUUCCUCGGCUAUCUCCUCGUCUCGGGGUGGAGCUCAUUCAGAAGAAACUAGCAGCUGCCUUGCAGUAGGAGACAAGCAUUCUUGUUCUUGACUAGACAUUCGUUUAUGCUUCAGAAAAAGGGUUUGCAUAAAAGGGAGGAUGGGGAGGGAAAAAGGUGUAGAAAAGGAGAGAAUUUGGCCUGGUCAAAAGUUGCUAACAUGAGCAAACACAAUAUUCAAUUGAAAGUUUUGUAGGUUUCCUAUCUCCACGGUGUAUCUCUCUCACUUGAAUUAUUACCAGAGUUCCAAACUUGUAAGUUCACUCAAUCUCUCCUUGGUUUGUUGCAAAAACCCGUCUUUUUUUUGUUAGAAUUGAUCUCUUAUAUUGUGACAGUUCAAAAAACUGAAGCCUUUAGCUACGAAAUAUGACCUAACUUCUUUCA
This is a messenger RNA of Cucurbita pepo subsp. pepo (vegetable marrow), 862 nucleotides long. Its product is annotated as Thioredoxin superfamily protein. The record is from RefSeq and is a predicted model, not a curated record. NCBI's taxonomy places the organism in Eukaryota, Viridiplantae, Streptophyta, Magnoliopsida, Cucurbitales, Cucurbitaceae.